AAAAAGCUGAAGCUAAAUGUUUACCAAACACAAAAACAGCUCUUAGCUAUUUUUUAUACCAGCUUUUUUCAGAAUCACCUCAGUAGCAAACCAGGCCUUAGACACGAUUGGUUUAUACUGUUUAGUAUGUGAUUAGUACCUUCUGUUCUGUUUUUUAUUAUUUCAGGUUGUUUUGUUCAUGCACAAAUAUGCUUGAAUGAAGGCUGUUUUUCCUUUCCUUCAUGUUUUAUGUAAACAUUGAUAUGAUUUGAUAAUUAGGUAUCACAGAAAUUGGUUAGGAUUAGGCUAGGUCAAGUAUUCAUAUGUUAAGAUGGAAUAAAUAUACAUGUAUGUGUAAUGAGUCUUCAUAACUGUUUAGAUCGAAAUUCUCCUCCGCAAGCUCACGUCAGUAAACCCCGAAGACCAAUGGUCUGCUGCGGCUGAAAUCCGCCUUCUUGCCAAAGGUAAUGCAGGUAAUCGUGUGGCUAUUGCUGAAGCUGGUGCAAUACCCCUUCUUGUAGGCCUACUUUCAACCCCAGACUCCCGCACCCAAGAGCAUGUCGUGACAGCACUCCUCAACCUUUCCUUAUGCGAAGAUAACAAAGGAAGUAUCAUAUCCUCUGGAGCAGUUCCUGGUAUUGUUCAUGUUCUCAAGAAUGGAGGGAUGGAAGCACGGGAAAAUGCAGCUACGACCCUUUUCAUCCUUUCUAUUGUGGAUGAAAAUAAAGUUAUGAUUGGCGCUUCAGGAGCCAUUCCCCCACUUGUUACGUUGCUGAGUGAAGGUACCCAAGGGAGGAAGAAAGAUGCUGCAAUUGCACUUUUUAACUUGUGCAUUUAUCAUGGUAACAAGGGGAAGGCAGUAAGGGCCGGUGUUGUUUCGACCCUAAUGAAGAUUCUGACAGAACCUGGAGGUGGAAUGGUGGAUGAAAGACUGGCCAUUCUAGCAAUACUGUCUAGCCACCCUGAAGGGAAAGCAGCCAUUGGAGCCGCUGAGGCAGUGCCCGUUUUGGUUGAAGUUAUUGGUACUGGAUCUCUCCGAAACAGAGAAAAUGCGGCUGCAGUUUUGGUGAAUCUUUGUUCUGAAGACCAACAACAUAUAGUAGAGGCUCAGGAACUCGGGGUGAUGAGUUCGUUAUUGGAGUUGGCACAAAAUGGCACAGAUAGAGGAAAGAGAAAGGCUGCACAGUUACUUGAGUUAAAUGAAUCCAUUUGCUGAGCAGCAGACGGGGGACGCAGACGCAGGCACAAGCUGAGGCUCAGUCUGAGACCCAGUCACAAACCCCACAACCUAUCUAUUCGAGGGAAACCUCACAACUUAUUUAUUCGAGGGAAAUCUCACACCUUAUCCAUUUUAGGGAAAACCAAGUAUAACAAGUAUGUAUUGUUAUCAAGUUCGAAAACCUAAUUUUCUUAAGAAGCACUUCUUUUAGAAGCGCUUUUAGUGGUAGGUGCUUCUUCAGAAAACACCAAAUAAUGUUUUUAGAAUUUAGUACCACGUACUAGUUAUCGUUUUCA
This is a messenger RNA of Pyrus x bretschneideri (Chinese white pear), 1494 nucleotides long. Its product is annotated as U-box domain-containing protein 13-like. Gene Ontology annotation, cellular component: cytoplasm; nucleus. The coding region runs from base 644 to 1195 and encodes 183 amino acids. Gene Ontology annotation, molecular function: protein binding. The record is from RefSeq and is a predicted model, not a curated record. Lineage: Eukaryota; Viridiplantae; Streptophyta; Magnoliopsida; Rosales; Rosaceae. The transcript has a single exon.